This is a messenger RNA of Fulvia fulva, 1059 nucleotides long. RefSeq lists its product as uncharacterized. Bases 1 to 1059 code for a protein of 352 amino acids. Lineage: Eukaryota; Fungi; Ascomycota; Dothideomycetes; Mycosphaerellales; Mycosphaerellaceae. The record is from RefSeq and is a predicted model, not a curated record. The transcript has a single exon.
AUGUCCACCGCGACCGCCCUGGUCAAGCGCCGUCGCCGCUUGCAACACGCCCGAGCCGCCACAGCCAGCAUGGCAACGACUACGAACUUCUACCACUCCCUGACCGCUUCCCUCGACAACACGCUCUCGCGCAUCGCACCAACGACUACAAGUAGUGCGAGUACAAAAGGGAAAACUUCAUUCCUGGAUCUACCAGCCGAGCUUCGUGUACAAAUCUACGAGUUGGUGCUACCUGAAGCCAGAACGAUUCGUGCGCAGAAACCGUUUGGGAUCAUCAGAAUGCCGCAUCUCUUGAUGGCCUCGAAGCUCAUCCGGAACGAGGCGCUGCCGGUCUAUUAUCAGUUGAACACGUUUCAGGUGGAUUUGUUCAUGGACCAGUUUCUCAGCGCAGCACGAUGGAUUGCGGGGCGAGUCCAAGAGAUGGGAGGCAAAGCAAUGCGGAAAGUGGUUUUCGCGAUCUCUUGCCCGCAAUGGGAGACCGUGCCAAAGAUUGUUCCGAUGCUGGAACUGAUCUGGAAUCGUUCCCUCGCCCUGGACGUCGCGAGCGUUGUGGCGAGAAACGAGGUCGCGCGAGAAACGCACCGUGAUGGACCUUUCCAGAUCGCGGCAUCGUACUCGGCGGGUUAUAUGCAAGCUGGUAUUGAGGCGGCAGCGGUGCAAGCCGAAAGAAUUGGAGCGAAUGGCGGGUCGAUGGUGGAAGUGGUUGAUGCGGCGGCUGCGGCCCUUGGUCAUAUGGCGUCGUUGUCCAAUGAUCGCAGGUUCGCGCUGAAAACGCGCAAGUACAAUCUUUAUCAGAAGCUGGCAAGAUGGCGUGCCGAAUACUAUAAGCAUUGCGAAAGCCCUCCACUGCCAGAGGAAUCACAUGAGAAGCUGUACAGAAGGAUGUGUCAGAGGUGGGCGCCGAAGCCGAUGGUCCUGCGAAGAGAGAGGUCGACCAAGACGCGCGAAGGAUCAUUGAACGAGCACCAGAGAGAGCAACACGCCGAGAUAUACCAGACACUUUGUCGAGGGAACAGCAAAACUGCCACUGCAAGUGACAGAUUCUCGAGGCGGGGGUGA